AUGAGAUUAUCAAAUAUCGAGCAUUGGCUCACCUAUCAUAUUCGAACAUGGCUUUCAAAUUCAUUCGAAUGGUCCACCAUUCAUAAUUCAACAUUCAUUAUAUCUUUAUUCUCAUCCAUUUCUGCUGGGCUUUUUUCUAUGAUUUCGGUAUAUGCAGUACCGUGGGAAUUAAGGUUAGGAUACUCUUCACUUGACGUUAAUUUACUUUAUGCUGCAGGGAAUUUAGGAGCUUAUUUGACUCCUCCAUUAUUAGGUAUAUUAUCCGAUUCUCACGGCCCUGUGAUAUUAAGUUGGCUUUCCUUCAUUGGUUUCGUUCCCAGCUAUUUAUACCUAUCUUGUGUUUUCCAGUUGGGAUCCGAUCCAUGUUUUGCCCUCUCCGUAGUGGCAUUUGCAAUUGUUGGAAUCGCUACCAGUUCGCUGUACUUUUGCGCUUUAAUUACUUGUGCAAAGCUGUACCCCGAUACAAAACUAUUGUCAAUCAGUUUCCCCACGACAUGUUUUGGAUUAUCCUCCGUAAUUGGGUUGCAGGUAAUUAAAUUACCAUGGUUCCAUUCUAAAGAGGACGGUUACCUAGAUCUUGCUGUUGUCUUUAAAUCGUUCGCUGUCUUCUACACGUUUGUAUUUUUGUUGACAUGGAUUUCCACUAGUACGAUUUCUAUCAUUAAGCUUCGUGGUUCUCAAUCUCCAUCAGCAUCGCAUGCAUCAGCAAGAGCGGAUGCUAUUGUACUUGAAGAUGAAACCACGCUAUUACUUGCUAGUGGAAAUAAAGGCGAGUUUUAUAAGAGGAUCAGAAACUUUUUCCAAGAUUAUAUUGCAUACGCAUUCCUGAUAGUAAUGCUCCUCAGUAUGGGGGUCAUGGAAAUGUUCAACACAAACAUGGUAAACCUGACAAGCUUGAUACUUGGGCCUGGAUCCUCUUUCAACGUUUUGACGCAGUUUGCCCUUUUCUCUACAAGUUCACGACUAUUGUCUGGUUUAUUUAUUGAUCUGUUCACCAAAUGGAACUGGCCAAGGAUUCCUCUCAUUAUAUUGAUGCUCUUAUCUGCAAUCCUUGCUCAGGUAAUCAUUAUUCAUGCGAUGAACGUGGUGAACAUAUCUUACAUCGCAAUUGCAAGUGCAAUCUCGGGUUUCACAUACGGUGGGCUUUUCACCAUAUUCCCAGCAUUAACUCUUAAUCUCUGGGGAGAUGAGGUCUUUGGUACCGCUUACGGUACGUUCAUGUUGGGACCUGCAUUUGGAUCUUCAUUUUUUGGCGUCAUGUAUGCUCAAGUACACGAUUCCAAUUGCAAAUCGGUCAUUCCAGCCGCCACAGCCGACCCUGUCACUUCUUCUCCCAACUGCAUUGUGCCUGCAUUUACCGCCUCCACUAUUGCACUAGUAGUGGCUCUCACAAUUACUAUAAUAGCGACGGUAAAAUCUAAAAGACUUAGAAGUGCCUAA
Messenger RNA from Kluyveromyces lactis, 1440 nucleotides. It is a transcript of the gene MCH1, whose product is annotated as Mch1p. Gene Ontology annotation, biological process: transmembrane transport. Gene Ontology annotation, molecular function: transmembrane transporter activity. Gene Ontology annotation, cellular component: membrane. NCBI's taxonomy places the organism in Eukaryota, Fungi, Ascomycota, Saccharomycetes, Saccharomycetales, Saccharomycetaceae. The coding region runs from base 1 to 1440 and encodes 479 amino acids. The record is from RefSeq and is a predicted model, not a curated record. The transcript has a single exon.